Brienomyrus brachyistius is the source of this 2960-nucleotide messenger RNA. RefSeq names its product gonadotropin-releasing hormone II receptor-like. Bases 359 to 1606 code for a protein of 415 amino acids. Gene Ontology annotation, cellular component: membrane. Gene Ontology annotation, biological process: G protein-coupled receptor signaling pathway. Gene Ontology annotation, molecular function: peptide binding; gonadotropin-releasing hormone receptor activity. Lineage: Eukaryota; Metazoa; Chordata; Actinopteri; Osteoglossiformes; Mormyridae. The transcript is spliced from 4 exons. The record is from RefSeq and is a predicted model, not a curated record.
UCAAGAAAACAGUCGGACCAGAGACGUGAAUACAGUUUUUCAACUGGCAGACGAGUUUUUUUAUUUAAAAGAAAAAAAAAACAACUGAGUGGUAUGAUAAGUAGUAAAAAGUAUAUCCUUUAGGACUUUUUUUCUCAGAUGCAGCAAUCUCCCGUUCUGUGGUGUUCCAUGGUCAACAUAAAUCUUGUCUGAAUAUCCCGUGACUGAAGUCUUCGAGCAAUUGUCAAGGUCAGUUCUAAGGCUAGGGCUAACACCUGGCCCCAGUACAAACAGCAAAUUCCCCUUCACACCCCGGCUGGCAUCUUAGUCAUCUACUGGAAGCUGCAUAGAUGGGAGGCUGGAGAACGUGUUUCUCCGUAUGCAUGUCCCAGACAUGAAUGUCUCCUCCCAGGGGCUUGAGAUGCUGAUGUUUCUCCAGAUGACUGGGUUUCAGCCAAACUCUAGCUGCAAAAUGGAGGCCGCUCCCUGCAACGGCAGCGUGGAGAGCGACCUGCUGCAGCUGCCCACGUUCUCCAUGGCCGCUAAGGUGCGCGUGAUCCUCACUUUUAUACUCUGCACCAUCUCUGCCGUGUGCAACCUGGCCGUGCUCUGGGCCGCCAGCGCUGACAAGCGCAAGUCGCACGUGCGGACGCUGGUCAUGCACCUGAGCGCCGCCGACCUGCUGGUAACGUUCAUCGUGAUGCCGCUGGACGCCGUGUGGAACAUCACCGUCCAGUGGCUGGCUGGGGAUGCCGCCUGCCGCCUCCUCAUGUUCCUCAAGCUGCUGGCCAUGUACUCCAGCGCCUUUGUCACCGUCGUCAUCAGCCUGGACCGCCAGGCCGCUAUCCUCAACCCCCUGGCCAUCAGCGAGGCCCGCAGAAAAUGCAAGGUCAUGCUGGGUAUCGCCUGGCUGAUGAGCGCCUUCCUCUCCAUCCCACAGAUCUUCAUCUUCCACAACGUGACCAUUACGGUUCCGCAGACGUUCACACAGUGCACCACGCGGGGCAGCUUCCAGAGGCACUGGCAAGAAACCCUUUACAACAUGUUCACCUUCACCUGUCUCUUCCUCCUGCCCCUGGUCAUCAUGAUCUUCUGCUACACCAGGAUCCUUGUGGAAAUCUCCAAGGGAAUGAGGAAGGGCAACGUGUCUUCUGCGGAGGUCCAUCUUCGCCGCUCGAAGAACAACAUACCAAAAGCACGAAUGAAGACUCUAAAAAUGAGCAUCGUCAUAGUGUUGACCUUCAUCAUCUGCUGGACCCCCUACUACCUGCUGGGUCUGUGGUACUGGUUCUCCCCCAAUGACCUGGAGGAGACCGUCUCACACUCGAUGAGCCACAUGCUCUUCAUCUUCGGCCUCUUCAACGCCUGUCUAGAUCCGAUCAUCUAUGGACUCUUCACCAUUCACUUCCGCAAGGGCCUCAAGCGAUGUUGUCGCGGCGCGGCCGGUAUGGCUGGCUCGGAGGUGCCCUCGCCCGUAACGGGCUCCGUCAGGCGCUCACCCUCCCUCCCCAUGAAGAGACGACCCCCCGGAGGCCUCUCCCAGGUGGGGGACAGCCGGAAGCGAAACGAGAAGGCCUGCCACCAGGGGGCGUGUGGCGGAACGCAGGAGCCUGGUACGGCGCGAUGAUGACGCAGAGCUGGGCUACCUUAAGAAUGGAUGAUAAAGAGUAUGGAAACCAGUUCCAGCCUGGACCUCAGUCCGGGGCUGGUGACAGUCAGGGCGGAAUGGGACGUAAAUCAAGUAUUCGGUGACUGGAUCCUUUUUACUGUAUUCCAGUGCCCUUACUCAGCCUCUACCGAUUUAUUACAAAUGUAUAUGAUGAAAACCCAAAAGAUUCUGAGAAAUGUUGUUAUGCUGACCGUCAAGGUUAAACGUGGGCUGGUCUGUCUGGGAUAAAGGGAGACGAAAAAGAUGUUUACGUCAUCCAUGAAAUGGCUGCGGGUGAACGAAGGAUUUGUCACCUUAUUGUGGGCCUCCGUGGGCCAUCCUUGCCUUCCCCCCUCUUAAAGAUAAAAAGACACAAACAUUAUGUAUUAGAUAUGAAGUAACCCAACAAAAUGGGAUUUGGGUGCUAUUCUGUUGAGUACAGUCUUGUGUUUUAGCACCUGAAUGUGUCCUCUGCGCGUCACUGAGCGUAGUACUUGCACAAACUGGCGAGAUGACGUUAGUCUCAGGGAAAUUACUCUGCAUGCCGCCAUAUUCUCUGCAGAGCAGUGCUGCAGCUGGAGACUGAAACUGUAAAGUGUGACAUUCUGUCGUGUCUCCCGGUACCAUCCUCCUUCCGUCGGCCCGGUACAGCAGCUCUUCCUUUCUCUGGUUCCAGGUCCACCCCACAUGGCGGAACAUCCUAUGGUGUGAAGGCACUUUGAUUCUGAAGACUUGGCAGGUUGGCAGUAAUAAUGAGGUCAAGCUUAUGUGAAAAGUAGCAGAGUGUGAUGAUUAAGUCGGGUGGGGGUGAGGAGGAGGGGGGGGGGGGGCAUAUUGAGCCCCUUCAACAGAACCACUCGAAACGGGCUGGACUGAUGUAGCACCCAGCACAUUAUCAUGAUGAGCCAGCCUUGCUUUACUUGGACUUAGAACACGUUCCAUCGGCUGUCAUGCCAGCAAUCACUAGGAUGACUGAUACAGAUCAGCAGUAGGUAUGAGCUUGACAAGGACUUUCCUGGAAGCCUAAUUUACAUCAUCCACUGAAGGGAUGGCUACCAGGCGCUGUGAGGAUAGUCCAGAUGCCAUUGUAAUUGUCAGCACUCGAUAUUAGUGUUGUGUUAAAUGUUUAGGUUCUCCUACACCCAAUGCACAAGUGAAAUGAAGAACAUUUACAGAUUUUUACUUACUGCAUCCUAUAAUAAGUUAUUCAGUUUUAUUUUGCAUGUGCUGGUGUUUCAAGUAACAGUGUAUAAUAAAAACAAUGUGAAAUAUACAUAGUAUCAUUUUAAGUGACUGAACAUUAUUAUUGUGUAAUAAAUGACAUGAAAAUUCA